Polychytrium aggregatum is the source of this 1317-nucleotide messenger RNA. RefSeq lists its product as uncharacterized. Gene Ontology annotation, cellular component: nuclear pore; cytoplasm. Bases 114 to 1244 code for a protein of 376 amino acids. Gene Ontology annotation, biological process: protein export from nucleus. Lineage: Eukaryota; Fungi; Chytridiomycota; Chytridiomycetes; Polychytriales. The record is from RefSeq and is a predicted model, not a curated record. Gene Ontology annotation, molecular function: GTPase activator activity. The transcript has 8 exons.
GGCCGAGAAGCCUGUUCAAUGUCUCAGACGCGGAUCUGCAGGGUGGCAGCCCGAUCUGACUCUUCUCGCCGAUCGCAGCAGCAGCAGCAAGCUUUCCCCCUCGAGGCCGCAGUAUGGACAGCCAAGAACAGACCCAGGAUCGUGCCGCCAAGCGCAAGGUCGACGAGAUCGCCACCCCAAAGAAGCCUGCGAGCGAGUCUGUGGAGCAGGCACCCGCCGAGGCCAAGAUCUCGCCGCCCCUCAAAAAGAUUGCGAUUGAACCCACCGACGGCGAUGGCGAACAGGAAAAUGGCCAGCAGGACACAGAGAUCGAGAGAACGAGCAAAGUCAAGAAGGAAAGCCCAAAGAAAGACAGCAUCAAGACCGACAGCCCGAAAAAGGUCGCCUCGACCCUCUCACUAUUCGGAGGGGGCUCGGGUGCCUCAUGGGACGACUGGACAGAUGAUGCGCCAAAGAAGCCUGCAGUCACCACAGGCAGCGACAAGCCCGGUGCUCUGGCCGAUCCAGGGCGCAAGCAUCUACCAGCUAAAUCGGUCGGAAUUCCCGAGUCGCCGCUCGGUGCUCUGUCAUCGCAUUCGGGCACCGACAAAUCGUCGCAGACCACGGGCGGGUCAACGUCGAUCUUUGAUCGCUUGAAGAGUGCGACCUCCCUGGGCACGACCACAUUCCGAUCGUUCGCGGGACCGACCUUUGGCUCGUCCACCUCGUCGUACUCGGGACUAUCAUUUGGCUCCCAGGCCAACAAGGAUGACCAGUCGUCGUUCAGCUCACUGCUUUCCAGCCAGCAAGAAGAUUCGGCCGAGGCGGACGACGUAGAGGCCGAGGCUCCCAUCGAGAUUGCGCCAGUGGUCAGCCUCGAGCUGCAAGAAGUUGUCACCGGAGAGGAAGACGAAAAGACACUCUUUCAGACUCGCUGCAAGCUCUUCCACUGGAAAGACCAGAAGUGGUGCGAGCGAGGCACAGGCUCUCUGCGAGUCAAUGCCAAGAGAGACAGCAUUGCGCGAUCCCGGUUAGUGAUGAGAAGCGAGGGAGUUCUGCGAUUGAUCCUCAACACCGCCAUCUACAACAAAAUGCCCGUCGAGCAAUACCAGGGGCGGUAUGUGCGCUUUGCCGCAUUUGAAACGGACGAGAGUGGCACCACCACUCUGACUCGAUAUCUGGUCAAGGUUGCCAACGACGACGCCGGCAAGGAGCUUGUAAAAGCGGUUGUGGCUGCCUCAGCUAAAGCAGCCAAAGCCGAGUAAGGCUCAUACACUGCUGUACAUACGCAGAGCUUUGGAUGGGCCACUGUGCGGAAUACACUGUACACUUGACACA